UGCCCAUGAGAACUAGAAAUGCCGCUUUUCAGGAGGGAAACAAAGUGCAAAUCCCUGCCGUUGGACCUCAAACCGAUUUGAGCCAAUGGAAGAUCAGGAAGGUCCUAGCUGAGCCAGACGUCGCGUUGAACAGAAUGUUCAAGUUCACAAGAGCGGAGGCAGAACAUGUUCUGUGCAGCAUUGGCAGUGACAAGGUCGAGAAGGCAAGGGAAGGAGAAGAUUUGAGGGUCAAGAUGGUUGAUUUGGACACCGGAAGUCAGCACGAACUUUCCUUUAGGAAGGUCAGACGUGGAAGUGUCUUCGGGUUUAAGCUUGGUUGGGUGACACAUUUUGUUGUUAGGAGAAGACUCAAGGUUGGUGAUCAGAUUGGAAUGUAUGUUGAUCCAAGUUCUUCUAUGUUCUACUUUUGUGUGUUGUCCAGAGCCAGUGCAGAAAAUUAGAUCUAGUCCCUUCAUGUUUCAAGCAAUUCUUGGCUCAUGCUAGUGUAGGAAUGUAAGCAAGAAGUAAAAGACAUAUAGUGCUCUACCCCAUAUCUAAGAAAUGGAAUACAUUUAAUAAGCCAACGAAAUUUUCUAUCCUUUUUCCCUCUCUUAAUCCAGCAUGUGAGUAUUUGGUUUACUGAAAUUUGAUUUAUUGAUAUUAUUCCUAGUUUGAAGACACAAGACAUAACAGCAUUGUUUGUAACCAAUUAGCAGCUGAUAUAUUGAUCAUGUGUUACCCCUGAGUACCAUU
This is a messenger RNA of Morus notabilis, 732 nucleotides long. RefSeq names its product putative B3 domain-containing protein At1g78640. The record is from RefSeq and is a predicted model, not a curated record. NCBI's taxonomy places the organism in Eukaryota, Viridiplantae, Streptophyta, Magnoliopsida, Rosales, Moraceae. Bases 6 to 440 code for a protein of 144 amino acids. The transcript has a single exon.